GUCCCAAGCAAUCCGCUGAAGAGGCGUAAGUGAAGCUCCUGUAUUGCGAUUUUUGAUGCCGAGAAAACUAAUUAAACUGGGUUUGAUCAGCCGUGCCCCCGAAAUCAACCGCGUUUACAAAGACGAAGGCGAGAGCACAGCAUCCCUAAUCGACGUUGACAGCCCUCACGUGCAGUCGGUAGACUCUGAUUUCCUGCAACAAAAUGUGCAGACCAGCACUCAGGCGGAGCGGAUAGAGCGUGAGGAAGAGGAGGCACGAGAAGCCCGUGAGAAGAAGGCGAAGGCUAAGGCCUCGCGUGGCCAUGGCAAUGAGACCAACCCAGUAUACCUUGGCAAUGCCGCCAUUCUCGCCCUCGUCAGCGCAGGUCUUGGAUUCGGAGCUUACCACAAGCACGCACAAGGCAAGCUUUCGUGGGAGCUUGUUGGGCUGUGGACGGGUGCUGUGGGUGCUUUUGGCGCCGUCGAUUACUUCGUCAGCAAAUGGUUCCUCCAAAACAAGUAUCCUCCUAAGAACUAAGCAGCGAGGGCCGUUAUCCUUUUGUUUUCAUACAUAAUCUAUACCAGAUUUUGCCAGUUGCGUUUGUGGGGUAGUGUUUUGAUCUUGGGGGCAUCUUGAUGUAGCUCUAGGCUUGUAACGAAUACAUUUCCGCUC
Messenger RNA from Aspergillus versicolor CBS 583.65, 652 nucleotides. RefSeq lists its product as uncharacterized. The transcript is spliced from 3 exons. Gene Ontology annotation, molecular function: nascent polypeptide-associated complex binding. The record is from RefSeq and is a predicted model, not a curated record. Bases 56 to 517 code for a protein of 153 amino acids. Gene Ontology annotation, cellular component: mitochondrial outer membrane. Lineage: Eukaryota; Fungi; Ascomycota; Eurotiomycetes; Eurotiales; Aspergillaceae.